AUGGCAGAGAAGGAAGGAGGAAUUGUCAAGAAGGGCCAUGAAGAGGGACUGGCAUUGGCAACUGCGCUGCUCCAGGAGUUUGAUCUUCCUCUAGGGCUCUUGCCCCUUGCCGAUGUGAUCGAAGUGGGCUUUGUGAGGAGCACCGGCUACAUGUGGAUCCUCCAGAAGAAGAAGGUUGAGCACAGCUUCAAAUUGAUCAGUAAGCUUGUGAGUUAUGACACUGAAAUUAAAGGCUACAUUGAAAACAAGAGAAUUAAGAAGCUCAAGGGAGUGAAGGCUAAGGAGCUCAUGCUCUGGCCUCCAGUCAGCGAAAUCAUCGUUGAUCAGCCGACCGGAAAAAUCAACUUCAAGAGCCUUGCCGGCAUUACUAAGACUUUUCCAGUUGAGGCAUUUGCCGCCGGCCAGUAG
Prunus persica (peach) is the source of this 408-nucleotide messenger RNA. RefSeq lists its product as uncharacterized. The transcript has a single exon. The record is from RefSeq and is a predicted model, not a curated record. Lineage: Eukaryota; Viridiplantae; Streptophyta; Magnoliopsida; Rosales; Rosaceae. The coding region runs from base 1 to 408 and encodes 135 amino acids.